Messenger RNA from Cicer arietinum (chickpea), 3345 nucleotides. The record is from RefSeq and is a predicted model, not a curated record. NCBI's taxonomy places the organism in Eukaryota, Viridiplantae, Streptophyta, Magnoliopsida, Fabales, Fabaceae.
GUACUUUUCAUAUCCAUCAUUCUUGUGGCGGAAUGUCAAGUGUGUUAAAAACCAUACCAAACUCCACCACCUCUCCACCUUGUCAUACCCCUAAAGACAAUUCAAACUAUUCCAAAUCUCAUAAUCACUUCAUCUUCUUCAAACAGCCUCGUACACCAUCUCUGCUACAUUCCAAAUUGAACAUUUUUUGUCGUAGCAGUGUCGGUGUCUCUUCAUCUUUAGCCAACACCACUCACAACGUAACCGCUGACCAAAAUGCUAAAAUUUGCAAGUUCUGCGAAAUGGGUGAUCUCAGAAACGCCAUGGAAUCGCUCAUAAGGUCAACAAGACAUGAACUUGGGUUGAAUACUUACUGUUCCGUUUUGCAGCUUUGUGCUGAGCGUAAAUCUUUGGAAGAUGGAAAAAGGAUUCAUUUCAUUAUCGUUUCCAAAGGUAUUCCAAUUAAAGGGGCUUUAGGUGCAAAACUAGUCUUCAUGUAUGUGAAUUGUGGUGAUUUGGUUAAAGGGAGAGAAAUAUUUGAUGAGAUUCUCAAUGAUAAGGUUUUUCUUUGGAAUCUUAUGAUGUCUGAAUAUGCAAAGAUUGGUAAUUAUAGGGAAAGUUUGGGUCUUUUUAAUAAAAUGCAGAAAUUGGGAAUUGCAGGGGAUUCUUAUACAUUUACUUGUGUAUUGAAGUGUUUUACUGCAUUGGGAAAGGUAAAGGAAUGUAAAAGGGUUCAUGGCUAUGUUUUAAAAUUAGGUUUUGGUUCUAGUACUGCUGUUGUUAACUCUCUAAUUGCAGCUUAUUUUAAAUUUGGUGGAGUUGAGAGUGCACAUAAUCUGUUUGAUGAAUUGAGUGACCGAGAUGUAGUUUCCUGGAAUUCUAUGAUAAAUGGUUGUGUUGUGAAUGGUUUUUCCAGAAAUGGACUCGAGAUUUUCAUUCAGAUGCUGAUUUUGGGGGUUGGUGUGGAUUUGACCACAUUGGUUAGUGUACUUGUUGCUUGUGCAAAUAUUGGAAACCUUUCACUUGGUAGAGCUCUUCAUGCUUUUGGAGUGAAAGCUCCUUUUAGUGGAGAAGUUGUGUUUAGCAAUACCUUACUAGACAUGUAUUCAAAAUGUGGUAAUUUAAAUGGCGCAACUGAAGUUUUUGUGAAGAUGGGUGAAACAACUAUUGUUUCUUGGACUUCAAUCAUUGCCGCUUAUGUACGAGAAGGUCUAUAUGAUGAUGCUAUUGGAUUAUUUGAUGAAAUGCAAAGCAAGGGUGUUAGACCAGAUAUCUAUACUGUCACAAGUAUUGUUCAUGCUUGUGCUUGUAGCAACUCUUUGGAUAAAGGAAGGGAUGUACACAGUUAUGUUAUAAAGAAUAGCAUGGUGUCGAAUUUGCCUGUUGCUAACGCUCUCAUGAAUAUGUACGCAAAAUGUGGAAGCAUGGAAGAAGCUCGUUUAGUUUUCUCUCAAAUUCCAGCUAAGGACAUUGUCUCGUGGAAUACGAUGAUUGGAGGCUAUUCGAAAAAUUCACUUCCCAAUGGAGCUUUAGAACUUUUUUCAGACAUGGUAGAACAAUUAAAGCCUGAUGACAUUACAAUGGCUUGUGUUCUUCCAGCUUGUGCAGGCUUAGCAGCUUUAGACAAAGGCAGAGAGAUACAUGGACACAUAUUAAGAAGAGGGUACUUUUCGGAUUUGCAUGUAGCAUGUGCACUUGUUGAUAUGUAUGCAAAGUGUGGAUUGCUAGUUCUAGCACAGAUACUUUUUGAUAUGAUUCCUAAAAAGGAUCUGAUUUCAUGGACUGUUAUGAUAGCUGGAUAUGGAAUGCAUGGAUUUGGAAAUGAGGCAAUUUCAACUUUUAAUAAGAUGAGAAUUGCAGGUAUUGAGCCCGACGAGUCGUCCUUCACUGCCAUACUUAAUGCUUGCAGUCAUUCCGGAUUACUGAAUGAAGGGUGGAGAUUCUUUAACUCGAUGAGAAAUGAAUGCAGCAUCGAACCGAAGUUGGAACACUAUGCUUGCAUGGUGGAUCUUCUUGGCCGCGCUGGAAAUCUAUCGAAGGCAUACAAGUUCAUUGAAUCGAUGCCGAUCAAACCAAAUGCUACAAUUUGGGGUGCAUUACUUUCUGGGUGUAGGAUCCAUCAUGAUGUGAAACUAGCAGAAAAAGUGGCAGACCAUGUUUUUGAACUAGAGCCAGACAACACAAGAUACUAUGUUGUUCUAGCAAAUGUAUAUGCAGAGGCAGAAAAGUGGGAAGAAGCGAAAAAGUUGCGAGAAAGGAUGCAAAGAAGAGGAUUCAAACAAAAUCCAGGUUGUAGUUGGAUAGAAGUGCGAGGAAAAUUUAAUAUCUUUGUCGCUGGGAACACAAAACACCCUCAAGCGAAAAGAAUAGACACGUUGCUGAGAAAAUUGAAAAUGCAAAUGAAAAAUGGAGAUUUUUCUACUAAGUUGAAGUAUGCAUUGAUCAAUGCAGAUGAAAUGGAGAAGGAAGUGAUUCAGUGUGGACACAGCGAAAAGUUAGCAAUGGCUUUCGGUAUAUUAAAUUUGCCACCUGGGAGGACUGUUAGAGUCGCGAAGAAUCGAAGAGUAUGCGGGGAGUGUCAUGAGAUUGGGAAGUUUAUGUCCAAGACAACCAAGAGGGAAAUUGUGUUGAGAGAUUCAAACCGGUUUCACCAUUUCAAAGAUGGUUUAUGUUCUUGCAGAGGUUUCUGGUAACAAAUUAGAAAUAUUCAAUAGAGUGUGGAAGUUCUCCAUUUAAUCCAUUCAAUCUUGAUUCAAUGAAUCAAUGGUAGACAUCCGCCACCAACACUGUUUGUGUACCAGUUUAAUUGCUUGUUACUAACUUAAUAAAAAAGUUACAUCUACAAAUUCAGAAAUGUCAAUUAAAUUCACCGAGGGCCAAUUUUGAUGCAAGUGAGUUGGACUUGGAUUGAUAGCACACUGAACAGGGUAUCCUGUCUGCUGUGUAGGUUCUCUGCUAUCUAGCUUAUACUAACCGUAAUAUUGACGCCAUGGCACAUGGUUCAUUAGAAAUGAUCUGGUUAUUGAAGCCCUUUUGUCAAUGGCAAAUGUGAUCCUAAUUUUCCUUCUUGGUGUGAAUCAAGGAGCAGAAAAUAUUUCUGUUGAAUGGCUACGAAUUCCUGAUUAAAAAAAAUAUCUUGGUUCUUGAUAUUAGUCAUUCUCCCUUGGUACUCAAAUAAACCUGAUUGAGAGUUUUAAGCUUUGUAGUGGAAAAGUUAAAUUUUAUUCCUUUCUGUAUAUUCAUGUAUGUUGAAGAUUCCUAUGUGUUGGACAAAUCUCCUUUGGCAAAAGUUACUGAACUUCCUAUGGUUGGAUUCAGAUGGUAAAAGUAAUGAGAAACAUUGUUUUCCCUUAUGUUAAAGUAUUA